This is a messenger RNA of Scomber scombrus (Atlantic mackerel), 2921 nucleotides long. RefSeq names its product zinc finger protein ubi-d4-like. Lineage: Eukaryota; Metazoa; Chordata; Actinopteri; Scombriformes; Scombridae. The coding region runs from base 8 to 1279 and encodes 423 amino acids. Gene Ontology annotation, cellular component: nBAF complex. The record is from RefSeq and is a predicted model, not a curated record. Gene Ontology annotation, biological process: nervous system development. The transcript has 11 exons.
AGCAAACAUGGCGGCGGCCGUCGACAGUGUUGUGAAAGUGCUGGGAGAGCAGUAUUACAGAGAUGCCAUGGAGCAGUGUCACAGUUACAACGCUCGACUGUGUGCUGAGCGCAGCAUCCUCAUGCCCUUCCUGGACUCUCAGACUGGUGUGGCUCAGUCCAACUGUUACAUCUGGAUGGAGAAGAGACACCGGAGCGCAGGUGUAGCUCCAGGGCAGCUGUACACCUACCCAGCCCGUCGCUGGAGGAAGAAACGGCGUUCUCAUCCCCCCGAGGACCCCCGCUUGGCCUUCCCUUCUCUCAAAGCAGAUUUGGACUUGGGACUGAAGCGUGAAACUUUGGGGGCCGUGGAUGGCAGCAGUCUGGAGGCCCUGCUGAAGGGGGAGCCCCUUGACAGGAGGAGCGGAGUAUCAGACCUCCGUGGCCCUGAGAAUGAUGAAGCCACUGUGGAGCCUCCUGCCACCUCGGCGACCACUCACACAUCUUCUGGGCGUAUCCGCAAGAGAGUCCUGGACCACGACGACUACUUGGAUGACCUUGAUGAUGAUGACUUUGAGGAUGAGACCCCCAAGAGGCGAGGCAAGAGCAAGUCCAAGGGUCGCAGUGACAAGAAUGGCAAGAAGAAGACUGAGGCUGCAGCUGCAGCAAUGGAGGAGAGGGACAAACCAUACGCCUGCGACAGUGACCGCCAUCACCAUAACACUUUUGUAUCACCAUGUGUGUGUGUGUCAGUCUGUGGGAAGCGCUACAAGAACCGUCCAGGCCUGAGCUACCACUAUACACACUCUCACCUGGCAGAGGAGGAGGGCGAGGACCGCGAGGAGAUCGAGGCACCACCCACUCCUCGCCAGCCUGAGGAGCAGAAGACAACUAAGAAGGGUCCGAACGGACUGGCGCUGCCCAACGAUUACUGCGACUUCUGUCUGGGAGACUCCACCUUAAACCAGAAGACCGGCCAAUCGGAAGAGCUGGUAUCCUGCUCAGACUGUGGACGCUCAGGCCACCCAACGUGCCUGCAGUUCACACCCGUGAUGAUGGCAGCAGUGAAGACCUACCGCUGGCAGUGCAUUGAGUGCAAGUGCUGCAACGUCUGCGGCACCUCAGAGAAUGAUGACCAGCUGCUGUUCUGUGACGACUGUGACCGAGGCUACCACAUGUACUGUCUAACUCCCCCCAUGACUGAACCCCCCGAGGGGAGCUGGAGCUGCCACCUGUGCCUGGUUCUGCUGAAGGACAAAGCCUCCAUAUACCAGCAGAACCAGAGCUCCGCCCCCGAGUGACAUCACACCCAAUAGUCUCGCCCCCUCUGCAACGGGACCCCCCCAUCCCCGGGCAAAAAAAUGUCAGACCUCCUCUCUCUCUCUCAGGACAGAGUGUCAGACUCUGUCUACAUGUAGCUGAGCCAGACUGCAGAUCAGCUUCAGAAGUGUCUACUGGGGGGACUCGAAACCAAAACAGACCUCAGACCAGUCAGCGUGGGGAUCAAACCGUCACUACCAACCUGCCUGCAAAGCCCCCCGAGGCUUGCUGUCCAACCAGUAAAUAUCAUGCGUAUAUACAGUGUAGAAACACACUUUCUCUCUCAUGGACUGUUACACACACUAGAUACAGAGACCAUGCAGUAACCAUAGUAACUGCUGUCUCCAUGGGAGCUCCCAGGAGCAAAUGGAUUAGCAUCACAGCUAAUUAUCUGCACCCUUUCACACUCAAAGACACAGUGUGGACUGUGGAGACCAGUUAGGUUUUUUUUCUGCCAAAUUAUCUAUUUUUACUCCCUUAAUGUGGGGUCAGAAAAAAAUCAUCACAUACUGUAAAUGUAUUUUCAAAAUGAAUCCUGUUGUCAAGGAGUAUUAUUAUUAUUAUUAUUAUUAUUAUACUUAUUAUUAUUAUUAUUGAUAUUACUGUUCUGGUUACUAGUGGACUUUUGUAGUGGCAUUUGUCUGUGUACCUUUGUCUCAUCCAUCAGAACAUUUAUCUUUUAUGAAGAGGUUUCUCUUGAGAGCCGGUCAGUGCCAAGGUCCAUCACCACAGGAAUUGACACACGACAAUGACCCGUCACUCUGCUCGACACGCAGCUUUUCAUCACCACUUUAAACCAGCUACACAUCUAAGAAGGUCAAAACUUUUGAGUCUUAAACUCAUGCCAACAAUAAGAAAAAACCUUUUUCGGCCUCAACUCAUUAAGCCAGGAGCACAACAUUUUUUGGCCUCGCUACUUAAACCAUCUCUUUCCGUUAUUUGAUUUAAGGUAAAACACUACAACACUGAGCAAACACUGUAGUAGGUCGGGUUCAUGAGACUAAAUCAUUUCACAUAAUUUCUCCAUCAAACCAAUCUGCAUCAUCUUACUUACUGAUUUUAUUGAUAAGUUAAGAUGAUGUUGAUACUGGAUCCAUAUUUUAGCCUGCUGUGUGUUCACUAUAUGAAACCUGUAACCAUAAAGGCACAUUCCUCCUUUUUCUCAGACACUUUUUUUUUCUUCUUAAACCAACACACACACUCACACGGUCACCUACUGUAGCUGCUUAUCAUUUGUCACACUGAGGCAGAUUUGCAUGCAGAUUGCACCUGUAUGAAUGCGCACACACACAUCAUUGUUUGUUUUUCUUUUUCUUAACAUUUUAUAUAACCUGUUAUGUCAUUGGUAUUGGGAGUUUUUUCUAGUAGGAUUUUGUAAAGUCUAUGGUAUAGCAAACACUUCAAGCAUAUAGCUCCUAAUGCAUUCUAUGUACUGUAUUGACUUUUUCUAUUUUUGUUAUGACUGUGACAUGUUUGAAUUUAUUUGAUUAUUCUGAUAUGUCAGACCUCCAUUAUGAGUAUUUGUAAAAUGAUGUACUUUGUUGUACUAUUUUUAUUUUUUACAUUUCUUUGGUAAUGAAGCCGAUUUAGCCUGACUGAAAUAAAAAUCACUUCGAAUUUGAA